Molecule: messenger RNA, 521 nt
Organism: Sinocyclocheilus rhinocerous
Lineage: Eukaryota; Metazoa; Chordata; Actinopteri; Cypriniformes; Cyprinidae
Product: lethal(2) giant larvae protein homolog 1-like
Exons: 3
Coding region: 75-506 (143 amino acids)
Biological process (GO): establishment of spindle orientation; Golgi to plasma membrane transport; regulation of Notch signaling pathway
Cellular component (GO): plasma membrane; cortical actin cytoskeleton; cytoplasm
Molecular function (GO): myosin II binding; GTPase activator activity
Source: RefSeq, a predicted model, not a curated record
CUGUGCUGGAUGGCCGAGGGAACCCUCUGCCGGAGCCGUUCGAAGUCUCCAGAGAUCUGGCCAAGGCCCCAGACAUGCAGGGCAGCCACUCGGUUCUUAUUGCUUCCGAGGAGCAGUUUAAGGUUUUCACGCUGCCUAAAGUAAGCGCGAAGACCAAGUUCAAGUUGACGGCCCAUGAAGGCUGUCGAGUCCGAAAAGUGGCGCUGUCGAACUUCACCAGCGUUAGCUCUGAAGAUUACUCUGAGAACGCUCUAGUGUGCCUUACCAAUCUGGGUGACAUCCACGUGUUCAGUGUGCCAGCACUGAGACCGCAAACGCGCUACGACUGCAUCCGCAAAGAAGACAUCAGUGGCAUUGCUUCCUGCGUGUUCACUAAGACUGGACAAGGGUUGUACCUGAUUUCGCCCUCGGAGUACGAGCGCUUCUCGCUGUCGGCUCGUGUGAUCACAGAGCCGCUGUGCCGAGUGGAUGUGGAGCGACCUCACGAUCUCUCUGCGCACAGGUAAACCAGAGAGAUUUCA